Ustilago hordei is the source of this 3789-nucleotide messenger RNA. RefSeq lists its product as uncharacterized. Bases 1 to 3789 code for a protein of 1262 amino acids. The transcript has 8 exons. The record is from RefSeq and is a predicted model, not a curated record. Lineage: Eukaryota; Fungi; Basidiomycota; Ustilaginomycetes; Ustilaginales; Ustilaginaceae. Gene Ontology annotation, biological process: DNA integration. Gene Ontology annotation, molecular function: nucleic acid binding.
AUGGGACCAAAGGUUAUGGUCACCACAGCAGACCCCUUCGAGGAGGCCACCGACUCAGGAGAUGGCCACACAGGCAGCACUGAGACAGGUGACCCCGAGGCCAUGGACCUCAGCUCAUACCAGCAACCCAUGGACCCCAAUCACGAGGAGGAGCAUGAUGAUGAUGAUGAUGAGGGAAACAUUGUCAAUGGAGGCAAAGCAGUACUGGAGCUCUCUGGAAUGGUUCAAGACCAUCCUGCUCAGAUACUAGCUGAUACUGGUGCUGGUUUGUCCAUAGUCUCAGAUUCUUUCAUUAGUAAGUACCAAAUACCCACAAAACCCAUAAAAACAAGAUCGAUCCAUGGUGUCACCGGGCACCAACUCUCCAUCAAUAGUUCUGUGAGCAUGCAGGUAUCUAUUGGUACACACAAUCUGGGUGUGGUUGAAGCUUCAGUGGCCGACACUGCUGACUAUGACCUCAUCCUGGGGUUCACUGAGCUAUGGAGGCUCAAACCCACCAUACAAUGGGAUACAGGCCAGCUGGAGUUCAAGACUCAGGAGCAGGACCAACCCCCAAGGAGACCCCCUGAAGCAGCAAGAGCAGGGGACCUAAUCAUGAGGAGACCAACCCUUCAUGGUAAUGAGUUUGUCUCAGCAGAGUGCAUACUACAAGCAGCUCUAGAAGAUGGACCCAUAGGGUUCAUGCUGUUGGAGGAGCCACCAUCAUCACUCCUGGCCUUUGGUUUUGUACCUACAGGUGCAGACAAAGGAGUUGAGAUGGAGGUGGAGGUAGACAAGGUGGUGAUGGCUGCAGACAUACCAAAGCCAUACCAACACCUAGGUCUCAACGAGAUCACUGUCAAGAACAGGGCACCAUUGCCCCUCAUUGAGGAGCAGCUGUUCUUACUCAGGAUGGCAAGGAUCUAUACCAAGCUAGACCUUAGAGCAGCAUACAACCUCAUCCGGAUUGCUAAAGGAGAUGAAUGGAAGACAGCUUUUGGCACUCAGUUGGGACUCUAUGAGUACCUAGUGAUGCCCUUUGGCCUAGCCAAUGCUCCAGCUCACUUCCAGUCAUUCAUCAAUGACAUCUUCCAAGACAUCAUUGGGAUAUAUGUGGUAGUAUACCUAGAUGACUUCCUGAUCUUCAGUGACACUGAAGAAGCACAUGUGAAGCAUGUCACUGAGGUCCUCACUUGCUUAAGGAGCAACAGGCUCUUUGCUAAGCUGUCGAAGUGUGAGUUCCACACCAAGACAGUCGAGUUCCUGGGGUACAUCAUCAAGCCGACAGGCAUAGAGAUGGACCCAGAAAAGGUGCACACUGUCAAGGAGUGGCCAAUGCCAGAGUCAAUCCAUGACAUCCAGAGGUUCCUGGGUUUUGCCAACUUCUAUCGAAGGUUCAUAGCCCACUUUGCUCGCAUAGCCAAGCCCUUGACAUCACUGGUAAAGCCUAUAGAACGGUUCAAGAAGUUCGAGCUACCAGAGGAGGCCCAACAGGCCUUCCACAAGCUCAUCCAGGCAUUCACAUCAGCAGGAGUGCUUCAGCACUUCGACUACCACCUUCCAACAAGGUUGGAGACUGAUGCAAGUGACUUUGCUAUAGCAGGAGUACUCAAGCAGGAGCAUGAAGGACGAUGGCAUCCAGUGGCUUUCUACUCUAGGAAGAUGUCUUCUGCCGAGAAGAACUAUGAAAUCCAUGACAAGGAGCUCCUAGCUGUGGUCGUCUGCCUUACUCAGUGGCAACACAUGCUAGCUGGACUACCAAGCCAACUGGUCAUCCUCACUGACCAUGAAGCCCUCAAGUACUUCAAGUCACAGAGAUGCAUCACAGACUUCGACUUCAUAUUGCAGUAUCGACCAGGAGACAAAGGUGGUGAACCCGAUGCUCUCACCAGAAGGACAGACAUGCAACCAGCUGGUGAAGAGCAGGAUCACAAUGUGAGGCAACUACUGCCUCCUCGAGUGUUCAAGGAGACAGCAGACCAUGACUCGACCCUGGUGGCCCCUAUGCUCUCGAUGGAGUCCAUAGCAUCAAAAGGUCUCAAAGACCUGGUCAAGAUCUUCCAGCCCUUAGACCAAGAGCUACAGGAGAUACAUAGGAAAAAGCCCUUCGAACUCAAGGACGACCUAUGGUACAGUGGAGGAAGGUUGGUUAUCCCCAAAGUAACCAUGCCAGGGAGGACCAACAACCAACACUCAAGGAGUGCCAAAGAGGUAGAUGGACAGUCCCUCUCUGUAGAGCAUCUGCGAUUCAUGGUGAUGACCCAAUGCCAUGAUGGUAUCACUGCUGGACAUGUGGGAAGAGAUGCUACCAUCAAGGCAGCUCAACGACAUUACUGGUGGCCAAACAUGACAGCUUGGAUUGCAGACUAUGUAGCAAGUUGUCCUGUAUGUGCUAGGUACAAAGCUCCUCGUCAUCAUCCAUAUGGUUUGCUACAGCCACUAGCAACCCCAGACAGGCCCUGGGGCUCCAUAUCCCUUGACUUCAUUGAAGGACUACCACCAUCGAAGAAGUAUGACUCCAAGACCUAUGACUCUAUCUUAGUCAUUGUCGACAGGUUAACCAAGUUUGCCAUACUAGCUCCAACCCAUAAGACAGUCAUGGCCAAACAGACUGCAGUGUUGCUAUAUGGACACAUGGUUAGACUCUUCGGAAACCCAGAUCACAUGGUCUCAGACCGAGGCAGGCAGUUCAUAUCAGGAGCAUGGAAGGCAUUUGCAGAGCAAAUGGGUGUGAAGCACUCACUUAGCACGGCUUACCAUCCUCAAACCGAUGGUCAGACAGAGAGGGUCAAUCAGAUCAUAGAGCAAUACCUCAGGAUGUACUGCAACUAUGAGCAGAAUGACUGGGCCAACCUGCUGGACACUGCAGCCUUUGUAUACAACAACACGGUCCACAACAGCAUUGGUGUCUCACCAUUCUUUGCAUGCUAUGGAUGGAACCCCAAAGCUCAUCCUGACAUCCCUCAACGACUAGGAGUCAAUGAUCCAGGUCGCUUCGAGUACCUCAUGGAUGGAAAGGAGCAUUGCAAGUACCUCCAGGAGCAGAUCAGAGAGGCACAACGUAGAUCAGUAGACCAGUAUAACAGGAAGCACAAGGACAUCGAGUUUAAGGACCCUACCCAGUUCAGGAACGGGGUGCAUGAUGUGUUCCAUGUCUCCAUGCUCGAGCCAGCAAGAACAAGUUCUCUUCCUCAACAUGCUGAACAGCCCACCAUACCAUCACUUCCAGAUGAGGACCUCGACUUCGAAGUCGAAGCACUCAUCGACAAGCGUUCACACAAUGGGACUACAGAGUACAAGGUGUUGUGGAGAGGGUACUCAGAAGAAGCUGCUUCAUGGGAACCAGUAGAGAACCUCCACUGUCCCGACCUCAUCCAGGAGUAUCAGGUGUCGGAGGGGGGACGAUGUCAUGGGCCUGGAUGCUCAAGAAGCAGGAGGGUCAUGGGUUCAUAUGGAAGGAGCACAGGUAUCGAAGAUCUAGUCGAGAUCAGUAGAGAGCAUGGUCGUAGUGCAGUCUCCAUGGAGACCAUGGACUCCUACAGACUCACAUGCAAAGGAGGGCCAAGCACAGCCACGAGGAGGACCAAGCUCAAGGAGCAGGCACAGCCACAAAGAGGACCAAGCUCAAGGAGCAUGCAGAUGGUUACCACUCAGGGGCUCGAGAGACAAGAGCCAAAGGAACUGUCACUGAUCAAAGGAGAAGGAGCAGUGUCGAAGGAGUCGACACCAGGUCAUGAGGAGGAGGAGCAGUGUCGAAGGAGUCGACACAGUUCAAGAGGCACAGAGGUGCCAAGCAGGAGAGGCCCCUGA